Ctenopharyngodon idella (grass carp) is the source of this 6440-nucleotide messenger RNA. Its product is annotated as eukaryotic translation initiation factor 4 gamma 1-like. The coding region runs from base 214 to 5382 and encodes 1722 amino acids. Gene Ontology annotation, molecular function: translation initiation factor activity; protein binding; mRNA binding. The transcript is spliced from 31 exons. NCBI's taxonomy places the organism in Eukaryota, Metazoa, Chordata, Actinopteri, Cypriniformes, Xenocyprididae. The record is from RefSeq and is a predicted model, not a curated record. Gene Ontology annotation, cellular component: eukaryotic translation initiation factor 4F complex.
UGUCACCGAUCCGGAAGUUCCCGAGUCGCCGGUUUCCGCCGGAAAAGGUUCCGUCCGGUCCAGACGGGUCUGUCUCUUUUUCUGUCUUUUUUUUCGGUUCGGUAUCGCUCAACUGAUCCGAUACAGAACCGGACCGGCACUGAAGCUAUACGAUAAACUCCUGUCAGGUUUUGUCAGUAGGUGCUGCGUCUCCAUGCAGAUGCUCCGGGUGAAAUGAAUAAGGCACCUCAGCCUCUGUCAGGACCUCCCUCCGCCCCUCCCCACCCCUCCGCCCCUCUUCCUGCACCCUCACCGGGCCUGUCCCAGCCCAGUUAUCCUGGUCCUCCCCCGGUUGUGUUCGGAACCCCUCCGCCACAGAUGAACCCGGCAGCCCAACCCCGACAGUUUGCCUCAGGUCCUAGAGCUUUACCACAACAGGGAGGAUUCAGGUCACUGCAGCCGUACUAUACCAGUCGGCCCACUUUACCCGCCAAUUCUGGGCGUGUUCAGCCAAGCUCCGCCCCUCGGCCCAUCCCUCCCCCGCAUGGAGCCCGCCCCCCUCAUGUGUUCCAGCCCGGCCCCUCCCAGAUGAUGAUGAUUCCCCAGCAACCUAUCAGCUUCCCAAAUUCACAAGGCACGGCCUACUAUAUACCUGGCCAGUACCGUCCCUCAUACGUGACCCCUCAGCAGUAUCAGGUGGCCGGUUCUCCUGGUUUCUACCCUGGCACAAGCCCGGCUGAUUACGCCGGGGCGUAUUACCCUGCUCAGCCCCAGUUCACGCCUCCUGUUGCCCCUGCGCCUGUUAUUAUGAACCCCGCCCCCCAACAGCAACAGGCCCCUCCCCCUCAACAGCAGCAAGCUCCGCCCAGACGGGAACGUAAGCAGAUCAGGAUCAGAGACCCUAAUCAGGGAGGUCGUGACAUCACAGAAGAGAUCAUGUCAGGAGGUCGCAGUGGCUUGACACCUACGCCUCCACAGCCCAACGGUGACAACGCCAUACCUACGGCCGUCAUGACAACCAGGGCGGAGUUUCCCAUCCCUCCAGGUGAAAGCCCGAUACCCGACGCCCCGCCGACUCCGCCGCCUGUCAGUCCGAUAAGUGAUACGGUAGAUGCUCCGCCCCCAGCAUCUGUAGACGAAGCCCAUAUGAUGCCCACUGUGGUAGAACCGCCCCCCUCUAAUGGUGCAGAAGCCACACCCACUAAAAUCAAAGAGGAGGGGCCUGUGACUGUAACGCUGCCUGUCCCCACCCCCCAGGCAGAGCCUGCACUGGAAUCUCCAAUAGUGCAGCCGGAAGAGCUCCAGCUGUUCAACGGAGUCCCAGCAAGAGACAUCAGCCCUAUUGCUGAGCCGGACAUCACUAAAGAAGCACCACCGGUUACCACAGAAAUCCCUGAUAGGACUGUUCCUCCUCAGGUUGUCAAGGAGACCCCCAUUGCGGUUGUUAAGGAAGUGCCAGCUCCUGUUGUUAAGGAGCCUACUCCUCCAGUUGUCAAGGAGCCUACUCCUCCAGUUGUCAAGGAGCCUACUCCUCCAGUUGUCAAGGAGCCUACUCCAGUUGUCAAGGAGCCUACUCCUCCAGUUGUCAAGGAGCCUACUCCUCCAGUUGUCCAGGAGCCUAUUCCUCCGGUUGUCAAGGAGAUCCCUGUUCCUGUCGUCAAGGAGGCCGCCGCUCCUGUUGUAAAGGAGACCCCCGCUCCUGUUGUCAAGGCAACCAUCCCUGUGGUUGCCAAGGAAGCGCCUACAGCGGUUGAUGCAGAAGCCCUUACACAGGAGACUGUUGUCAAGGAAAUGCCUGAUGUCAAGGAGACGCCUGCUAAACAAGUCCUGGAAACUCCACUUGUCGUCAAGGAAACACCUUCCCUCGCUGCCAAGGAAACCCCCGAACCACUUUUGAGGGAAGCCACUGUCCCUUCAGAGGUUGUUGCGUGUGUUUCUAAAGCCACGCCCCCUCCGACAGAAGAGCGAGAGGAGACGCCCACUACACAGACCACGCCCUCUGAGAGUACUUCGCAAGUGGUUUCUGUGCCAAAGAAGAAGAGAAAGAUGAAAGACCUGAACAAGAAGGAGGCGGGAGAUCUUCUUGAUGCCUUCAAAGAGCCAACGCCACCUGAGCCAGAGGUCGCACCUCCAGUGAAGGCGGAGCCAGAGAACAUUGCUCCAGUGGCUCCGCCCCCUGCUGAAGAUGUGGAUGAGACGUGGGAGGAGAAGGAAGAUAAACUUGAUGCUGAAAACAUAAAACCGCAGAGUCCAACCCCGACCUCACCCACCGAACAGAAAUACCAGUAUAAAGCAGAACAAUGGAAACCCCUGAACCCAGAGGAGAAGAAGAAAUACGACCGAGAGUUCCUGCUCGGCUUCCAGUUCAUCAGUGCCAGCAUGCACAAACCUGAGGGUCUACCGCAAAUCUCAGACGUAGUGCUGGAUAAGGCCAAUAAAACUCCUCUGAGGCAGCUGGAUCCGAGUCGCUUGCCUGGAAUGAACUGUGGUCCUGAUUUCACGCCUUCGUUUGCCAAUCUCGGCCGUCCAUCAGCUGGCGGGCGUGGCCCGCCAUCAGGUCUGAGCGGCCCUCGACGUUCAGGUCAAGGUCAGCGCGGGAAGGAGCCGCGGAAGAUCAUCGCGAGCGUUUCCCUGACAGAAGACGUCCAGCUGAAUAAAGCGGAGAAGGCCUGGAAACCGUCAGUGAAGCGCAGUAGCGGUCGUGUCGACGAGGACGACCCCGACUUUAUAAAGACGCAGGAGCUGUUCAAGCGCGUCCGCAGCGUGUUGAACAAACUGACACCACAGAUGUUCCAGCCGCUGAUGAAGCAGGUGACCGAACUGACCAUUGACACGGAAGAACGCUUGAAAGGAGUUAUCGACCUCAUCUUUGAGAAGGCCAUCUCAGAGCCUAACUUCUCUGUUGCCUACGCCAACAUGUGCCGUUGCCUUAUGGGGCUGAAAGUUCCCACCACAGAUAAACCUGGAGUGUCGGUGAAUUUCAGGAAGUUGCUGCUGAAUCGUUGUCAGAAAGAGUUCGAGAAGGAUAAAGAUGAUGAUGAAACAUUUGAGAAGAAGCAGAAAGAGUUGGAUGCUGCCGCAGGGGAAGAGGAGAAGCAAAGGUUGAAGGAGGAGCUAGAGGACGCCAAAGACAAAGCCCGUCGACGAUCACUAGGCAACAUCAAGUUCAUUGGCGAGUUGUUCAAGUUGAAGAUGCUGACAGAAACCAUCAUGCAUGACUGCAUUGUGAAACUGCUGAAGAACCACGACGAAGAGAGUUUAGAGUGUCUGUGCCGGCUGCUGUCGACCAUCGGGAAGGACCUGGAUUUUGAGAAGGCGAAGCCCCGAAUGGAUCAAUAUUUCAACCAGAUGGAGAAAAUUAUUAAGGAGCGGAAAACCUCUUCCAGAAUUCGCUUCAUGCUGCAGGACGUUAUUGAUUUACGACGGAAUAACUGGGUUCCGCGCAGAGGAGAUCUGGGUCCGAAGACCAUCGAGCAGAUCCACAAGGAGGCGGAGCUGGAGGAGCACAGAGAGCAGGUCAAAGUUCAACAGCAGCUCAUGUCUAAGAAGGAAGGCCGCGGUGGAGGAGGAGGAGGAGGAGGAGGAGGCGGCGGCGGCGGCGGUGGAGGAGGAGGAGGAGGAGGAGGAGGGAUGGGUGGCAUGGGGCCACGCGGUGGGCCGCACACACCUGGUUCCCGUGGCAACCAGGCACCUGAUGAUGGCUGGAACACGGUGCCGAUUUCCACCAAGAACAGACCCAUCGAUCCCACCCGACUCAGCAAGAUCACCAAGCCGGGCGCUUUGGACUUCAAUAAUCAGCUGCUGGCCCCUGGAGGUAAAGGAACGUGGGGUAGUUGGGGCAAAGGCAGCAGCGGAGGCUCUGGGGCGAAACCCAGUGAAAGCGCCCAAGAUUCUGGUCGUACGAGCACUUUGAAUCGCUUUUCAGCACUUCAGCAACCUUCCUCCUCUUCCUCAUCCGCCAGCAUGGACUCUGACAGGAGGGUUCCUCACAGGAGUAGUUCCAGUCGGGAACGCAGUGAUCGUUUCGAUCGGCGCGAUGAACGCAUGGACCGGGGUGGUGACCGCUACGACCGUCGUGAUGACCGCGGAUCAGACCGGCUGGACCGGAAUCGCCCCGCGGUUGGCAAGCGGAGUUUUAGCCGUGAAAAAGAAGAGAGGAGUCGAGAACGAGAACAGCGCCCCGCUGAAAUGGUCCGGCGUGUUUCCAGCAUGACGGACGAGCGCGAGAGAGAAAGAGAACGCGGCAGCCGCGAGAAUGUAAAGCGAGAAACUGUUCCCACUCCUCCACCUGCUUCCUCCAAACCGGCCCUGACAGAGGAGGAACUGGAGAAGAAAUCGACUGCCAUCAUAGAGGAGUACCUGCACAUCAAUGACCUAAAGGAGGCACUGCAGUGUGUCAGUGAGCUGAACUGUGCGUCCCUGCUGUCCGUGUUCGUGCGGACAGGAAUCGAGUCAACGCUGGAGCGCAGCGCUCUUGCUAGAGAGCACUUGGGUUUACUGUUUCACCAGCUGGUCAAAACACAAACACUAUCUACACAACAAUACUACAAAGGGCUGUUGGAGGUGUUGGAGGUUGCAGAAGAUAUGGCCAUUGAUAUUCCUCAUAUCUGGCUGUACCUGGCUGAAUUGAUCUGCCCUAUGCUGCUUGAGGGAGGAAUUCCCAUGGGGCCGCUCUUCAGGGAGGUGUCUAAACCACUGGUGCCUCUUGGAAAAGCUGGAGUUUUGCUGGUGGAAAUCCUCAACCUGGUCUGUAAAGGAAUGAGUCAUAAGAAGGUGGGAGCGAUGUGGAGAGAUGCGGGUCUUAGCUGGAAAGACUUCCUGCCUGAAGAUGAGGACGUCAAUAAGUUUGUCACCGAAAAGGGAGUGGAGUUCACUCUGGGUGAGGAGUGUGUCAGGAAGAGCAGUAAAUCGUCUCUGAGUCCAGAAGACCUCACCAGAGAGCUGGAGCGACUCCUGCAGGAGAAAGCCGACAACCAGAGGAUCUUUGACUGGGUGGAGGCCAAUCUGGACGAGCAGCAAACAACAUCUAACAUGUUUGUCCGAGCGCUGAUGACCGCAGUCUGUCAGUCUGCCAUCAUCUGUGAGAAUCCAUAUAAAGUAGACACUAAAGAAAUUACCCAGAGGGCCAAGCUGCUGCAGCGCUACAUUAAAGAUGAAGAGAAAGAGCUGCAGGCGCUGUAUGCGUUGCAGGGUCUGAUGGUACAAAUGGAGCAGCCGCCAAAUUUGCUGCGGAUGUUCUUCGACGUGUUUUAUGACGAGGACGUCAUAAAAGAGGAGGGUUUUUACAGGUGGGAGUCCAGCAAAGACCCCGCCGAGCAGCAAGGCAAGGGCGUCGCCCUCAAAUCCGUCACAGCCUUCUUUACCUGGCUGCGUGAAGCUGAGGACGAAUCAGACAACAGCUAGGUCUUUGGCCCCACCCACUACAGAGAUGGAUUGAUGUGGAGGGCAAGAAAAAAAAAAAACAUAAAAUAUAUUUGGAGAUUGGAAAAAAACACUUGGGAGAUUUUCAACAUUUUUUGUUUUGUUUUGUCUUUUUUGUUUGCGCAAGAAAAAUGCCGUUGAACUGAAACGAAAUAAAGUGAUAUUGAAAAGUAUUAGAGGAUGACAAGCCUUAUCUGCUCGCCGCAGUUUUAGCCGUUAGAAUUGCUACUUCCUGUUUCUUGCUCCUGCUGCCAUGGAGACGGACGUUGAUGACAUCACUUCAUUGAAUCGUUUGUUUAUGACGUCACUCCCUGGUGACAGAAAGCUGCUCAGAGUUCUAUUUUCCGUUUUGAAUCCCUUUAUAUUUGUGAUCUAGUUUUGCGUGGACCGGCUGAUCGUGUGCGUGUUGCUGUAACGGAGGAGGAUUGAUUCGAUUUGGGAUUUGGUUUAGUUCUAGUGGAGUGAUUUGAGCUCUUUUUUCUAUGUUUUUUAUGACAGAAAACCUAAUUAAAAAUGCAAAUUGCAUCACCCUGUUUCGGAGCUGCGGUUUUUCAGUUGUUUCGUUGCAGCUCUGGGCGAUGAACUUGAUAGAAACAUUCAACUUUGACCUUUUUGCUGCUGCUGCUGCUGCUGCUGCUGGCCGCCGAGACGCUUCCGCCGGCCCGACCUGACCUGACGUGACAUGCGGUUCAUCACAUCACACUUAAUGGAGAAAUCAUUCAAACUUAAAAAAAAAAAAUAAUAAAAAAUUUAAAAAAAAAUAUGAGGUGGGCAGAGACUUCAGGGUGAUGAGGAGCUCUUGUGGAUGUGCUCUUUGCACCUGUAGUGGACUUCACAAAAUAAAUCACUAUUACGACUUGAAAAUAUAUAUAGAAAUAAAAGUGUUUAAGAGGAGAAAACUACACAAAAAAAAAAAAAGCUGGAGAACGAGAGUACGAAUACUACAUGCCUUUCAGCUCCUUGGAGUGGAGAUGCAUUUCAGGAGCGCCCUGUAAAUACAUGUUUUCUUUUUGUUUUCGUUUUGUUUUGUUUUUUUUUUU